AUGUUGAGUACCAUUGUUGACUACAUAGAAGAAAUUAAGGAUCAAUUUGUUCCAAUCGUCGCUAGAGCAGAAGACGAAGUCGAAGAAACUAAUGAUGGUGAAGAAGAAGAAGAUGAUGAUGAUGAUGACGAAGAUGAAGACGAGGAAGAAACUAAGGAUCAAUAUGACGAACUAAAAGAAGAAUGUCUACAGACGGAAAAAGGUAAAGCACUAAAACAUCAUUACGAUGAAUGUGCGGCAAGGGUUCAAUUACAAAAGGAACAACCAGGUUACGAUGAUUUGGAAAAUAAGGAAGAUUGUGUCGAAGAAUUUUUCCAUCUACAACAUUACUUAGACAGUUGUGCUGCUCCUAGACUAUUUAAUAAACUGAAGUAA
Messenger RNA from Maudiozyma barnettii, 375 nucleotides. It is a transcript of the gene QCR6, whose product is annotated as ubiquinol--cytochrome-c reductase subunit 6. NCBI's taxonomy places the organism in Eukaryota, Fungi, Ascomycota, Saccharomycetes, Saccharomycetales, Saccharomycetaceae. The transcript is spliced from 2 exons. The coding region runs from base 1 to 375 and encodes 124 amino acids. Gene Ontology annotation, biological process: mitochondrial electron transport, ubiquinol to cytochrome c. The record is from RefSeq and is a predicted model, not a curated record.